AUGGCAUCAAAAGAAGGAGAUUUCCCAGCGCUUACCGUCUUUAUCAAGGCACUUCUAGAAAUUUUCGAAAAGCACGGAGAUGAAAACGAAACGGUGUCGAAAGAAGAUAUAAAGAAGCUUAUCUCUGAACAGGGAUUUCACGAAGAAUUGUCAGAAGCAUUUCAAGGCAAAUUUGACAAGGAUGAAUUGAUGGGAAAAGAAAGACUAUCUUUCCUGGAUAUUAUUUUAAUCUUGACGCCUUUACUCAUCUUUCCCCUUCUGAACAUCGAGGAUAAACUCGUAACCGAAGAAUGCAAGACUGACUGCAAAAGUUGUCUAUCGAAAGCGAUCAAAUUCGAAAAUGGCUCUUAUCAGCUGUCUGAAAAUGGGUUCCCGUAUACAGAGGCGAUUCAGAAGCCAUACAAAUGUCUCUUCUGCCUGAUUCUCAUGUCAAUCUACUGGACAUUCGAAGUCACUCCUUUGGCCGUAACUUCCUUGAUGCCUAUGUUUCUAUUUCCUCUCUUCGGACUUUUGCCAGCAAAAGAAGUUGCGGUCCAUUAUUUCAAGGACACGAACUUUCUGUUCUUUGGAGGCUUGAUCGUCGCGAUUGCAAUUGAAAAGUGCAAUUUGCACUUGCGAAUCGCCCUGCGUGUAAUGAAAGGGAAAGGGUGA
Messenger RNA from Oikopleura dioica, 651 nucleotides. The record is from the annotation of a GenBank genome assembly. Lineage: Eukaryota; Metazoa; Chordata; Appendicularia; Copelata; Oikopleuridae.